AUGCCUCCCAAAUCAUCAAAACCCACCAGCGAUGAGCUUCUCGCUCAAUUUGAUGAUCUUGGGAUUGAUUCCUCCGACAAGCAGCAACAACAGCAACAACAACCGGCGUCGACGUCAGCAAAUGCCGCCACGGGGCAGUCCGAGCAGGACAUCCUUGCCGAGCUGGACAAUCUAGCUUCUCAGCGUCCAAGCAGUGGUCCCGGCACUCCGCGUCUUUCUACGAAUGAGCCUAGGCCGUCUAUCAAAUCGCCCAAGCCAGCUGCGAAUGCGACACCCUCGGCCGGUCGGUCCAGUGAAGAGAAACCCGCCCGUAAAUCAGCAGAGAGCGGUCGGUCUUCGCGUGCUGGAAACAAAGCUGGGAAUAAUGUGCAGCAGUCGGAUUCCGAGAAGGCGGCAGCUGAGGAGGCUGCUCAGGGUGGUGGUGGUGGAUGGUGGGGAGGUUUCUUCGCAACUGCCAGUGCUGCUAUGAAACAGGCCGAAGCGGCAGUCAAGGAGAUCCAGAACAACGAGGAAGCUCAGAAAUGGGCUCAGCAGGUGAAGGGAAAUGUUGGAACUUUGAAGGAUAUUGGUGGCGGACUUCGCGACAUGGCUAUUCCGACGUUUACUUCUCUCAUCCACACUCUCGCGCCUCCUAUCUCAUCGCACGAACGUCUUCAAAUCCAUGUGACACAUGAUCUAUCGGGCUACCCCGCAGUCGACCCCCUGGUCUACUCGGUCUUUUCGCGUGUCAUGGCCCAGGUGGAAGGAGGCGACCUCCUUGUCCUGCAGCGAGGUCAGGAAUCGGCACCCAAGCGUGGGCUGGACAUUGGUGGGUUUCAAUCUUCUGGCGCAGGCUGGCAUGAUGGUCCCUGGUGGAGGACAGUCACCCCUGGAAACCCCCGUAGCAUUUCCGCCGUCCCUGGCACCGUGGCGGCCACCAAGCUUGCCCGGGCCAGUGCCGAGUCCUACGCCGCUGAAUAUUUCUCAUCGAGAGGCGGAGUCGAAGAAGCCGCGAAGCAGGCCUCGGAGGUUUUGAGCGAAUCGAAUCCCGUGCGGAGCAGUGACAUCUUCUUGGCGAUCCAGGCUAUCAGCAACGAGUCUUCCACUGAGCUUUUCCAGGCUGGCCCGACCACCGAGAAAGCCACCCCUCAAGGCGUGGUCGAUGUUCCUGACGCCAAAGAAGGAGAGGUUUCCUUUGCGCUCUACCUCCACGAUCCCAUCCACGGCAUCGCGUUCCACACCAUCUCCCAGGCCAUUCCCCAGAAGUGGGUCGAAUGGCUCGAUGCCUCCGUGCCUGCUCCCGAAGACCCCCAUGCCGAGGAUGCACAGGUGCCUCGUGUCGUGAUCCCGGAUUCCAUUGCGGAGAUCAUCGAAAGCGGCGGCGUCGACCCCCGCGAGUGGGUUGCUGAAUGGAUCGAGGACUCGAUCUGCUUGGCCAUUGGCAUUGUCGCACAACGCUAUGUAGCCCGCCGCAUGGGUGUGGGUGAGGGCGGCGUUGGCAAGGGUAAGAUGCGUGCGGAGACAUCGUCUGUGGAGAAGGGUGCGGGAGAAAUUGCCAGAGCACUAUAA
Messenger RNA from Aspergillus wentii DTO 134E9, 1548 nucleotides. Its product is annotated as DUF5427 domain-containing protein MTC1. The transcript is spliced from 2 exons. NCBI's taxonomy places the organism in Eukaryota, Fungi, Ascomycota, Eurotiomycetes, Eurotiales, Aspergillaceae. The coding region runs from base 1 to 1548 and encodes 515 amino acids. The record is from RefSeq and is a predicted model, not a curated record.